UUUCGAGGAAUUGCUCCUUUUAGUUCCACUAUACCUCAGUGAGAUCCUUUUCGACCCACCUUUUCGUCUUUAAAUUCCCUCUCUCGUUCUUUAGCGUCUUGAGAAGAAAACAGGAUCAACAGAUUUUUACUGAACUGGAUGCAAGGGUUUUCUCAUGGCAAUCUGAGAAUGGCUACUAUCAGAUUUUUGAGACUGCUGCUGGCGAUCCUCGGAGGCUCGCACGUGCUGCGUGCUGACCCUUUAAUUUCGCCCACUGUCAGAAGUGCAGGAGGAUCUAGUUUAGCCAGUGUGGUAGCAGGGAGUAAUAAACCAACAAGAGCGUGGGAUAAACCAUAUUUCGACGAUGUCUCACCGCGAAAUGUCACGGCUAUCGUUGGACAAAUCGCAGAAUUAAACUGCCAUGUUAAACAUCCUGGCGACCGAACGGUUUCCUGGAUGAGAAAAAGGGACCUACACAUAUUAACCUCCUCAAUUUUCACAUACACUGGAGACGCGAGAUUUUCAGUAAAACAUCCUGAAGUCUCUGACGAGUGGAGGUUACGUAUCGAUUACGUACAACCACGAGACGCAGGGAUUUAUGAGUGUCAAGUUAACACAGAACCGAAGAUGAAUCUAGCCUUUAUGUUAAAAGUGGAAGAAAGUGCCCCUGUCCCUGCCACCACACCGAACGCCAUUCGCCGGACGUUCAACUCAGCUGCACAAGCGAAAAUCCUGGGACCAGAAGACGUCUAUGUGAAGAAGGGUAGUACUAUAAGCCUCACGUGCACAGUUAAUGUGCAAAGUACACCCCCGAGUAGCGUUUCGUGGCACCACGGGAGUGCAGUAGUGGAUUUCGACAGUCCCAGGGGCGGUGUUUCCUUGGAGACGGAGAAAACCGAAAGCGGGACGACGAGCAAGCUUUUGGUGACACAAGCCAGAUUGAGCGACAGCGGAAAUUACACCUGCAUUCCUAGUAACGCGAAUCCUGCCAGCGUAAUGGUCCACGUGCUGAAUGGUGAGCAUCCGGCAGCCAUGCAGCACGGUGGUAGCUGUGGUGUGGCUCCAACAAUCCUUCUAGCUACGUUAACUCUCUUAGUGGCAAACUUACUGAGGUGAGCAGUCUUCUUGUGAUAAACCGCGAAUUUGAAGAAAGUUAAUCCAAAAUUUCAAAUGGACGCUAAGAAGACAUCACAAGUUUUCCUAAUCAAAGUAAAAGUAUUUAAAAUUAAAUCAAAGAAUCCUCGAACAGUUUUUGGAUUGGUUUCAAAAUCUUUGAGGUUCAAGUGUUGGGAUUGGAAAAAAAAUAUAAAUAAAACUGUGUGAGGGAAAGUGAUCAUAGUUUGUCUGUGUGUGUGAAUAGCAACGAAAUUUCUUAGGAGUUUUGCCCUAAGAGCAGUUCUCGCAUCUCUUCGAAAUCAGGAUUUAAGUCGACGAAUCGACUACUAUGUACAGUCCAACCUCAAAAAUCAAUACGAUGACGAAAGACAAUCGAGAAACUUCGUGUUAAUGAAAUAAUUUUGUAAGAAAUAUUUAUUGUUACUCUAAUGUAAAUUAUAUACGAUUAUAGGAACCAAAUUUUGAUUUUUUAUCAGAAGAGGAGUAAGCGAUCAAAACUUAGUGAAUCCAUUUUUUGAAAAAAUUGAGAUUUGAAAUAUCUACAAUAAGAAUAAACUUUUGGUGUGCCUGGAAUUGCAACAAAUUUUGGUAAUUUUGGUAAUCUUGAAAAAUUUUGAAAUUUCUGGUAAUGUUAGAAAUUACUGUUCAUAGCCGGAAAUUUAUUAUUUUUAAGAAUUUCAUGCAAUUUAAGAUCUGCAGAAAAUAGCAGGCUUACCACUACUAUAGACUGCCUGAAAAAGAUUUUAUACGCUAGUUUGGAUGUGCAGUUCAAAUUGCACCUCAAAAUCGCAGUAUAAAGUCUUUCUAAGGCAUUUGGUGAAGAUUAUUUAUAUGAAGUGUCAUUUUGCGAAACACAAAAGUAUGUUUAGAUGCGUAAUUCGAACUUCGCAUAAAAACUGCGGAAUACAGUCUUUUUGAGGCAGUUUUGAAGUUUAGACAUAUAAAAUGCCACAUUGCGGAACAAACAAGGCUGUUUUGAUACGAAAGUCCAACUGCUUAUCAAUACUGCAGUAUAAAGUCUUUUUAAGGCAUUUCUGAAGAUAAGUCAUAUAUAGUACCACCUUACGAAAACAGGUUUAUUAGAUGCGCAAUUCAAAGUGUGCAUUAAAACUGGAGUGUAAAGUCUUUUUAACGCAGUUUUGAAGAUUAGUCAUAUAAAUUAGCACUUCACGAAACAAAAAAGUGUGUUUAGAUGCACAAGCCCAACCACACAUAACACUUGCAGUAUACAGUUUUUUAAAGGCAGUUCUAAAGAUAAGCCAUGUUAAGUCUCAAUUUCCAAAAAACAUCUUGUUCAGAUGCGCAAUUCUAACUGCACAUUAAAACUGCGGGAUAAAGUCUUUUUAAGGCAGUUCUGAAGAUAAGCCAUGUUAAGUACCAUUUUACGAAAAAUAGGUUGUUUAGAUGCGCAAUUCUAACUGCGCAUUAAAACUGCGGUAAAAGUCUUUUUAAGGCAGUUUUUGAAGAUUAGUUAUAUAAAUUAGCACUUUACAAAAUAAAAAGUCUGUUCAGGUGCGUAAUUUCAAAAACGCAUAAAACUUCUUUUAUACUGUCUUUUUAAGGCAGUUGUGAAGAUCAGCCAUAUAAACUCCCACUUUACGGAGCAUAAAAGUAUGUUCAGAUGUGCGAUUCGAACUGCACAUCAAAACUGCGGUAUAAAUUCUUUUUAAGGCGUUUUUAAAGAUUACUGAUAUAAAGUAACACGUCAUGAAAUGAAUAAAGGUUCUAACAAACAAUUGUUAUGCAGAUACCAUAAAAGUGAUUUUUGUAUAUUUUAAUUUCAGAAUACAGAUACAUUACGUGAAUAGGUUAAACAUGUAAACACCUUCGGAAAUUCGUGGUAUUAGUUUACUUUGAUUACUUGUAUGCAUUUUGUAGUAAAUCGUU
This is a messenger RNA of Belonocnema kinseyi, 2982 nucleotides long. Its product is annotated as basement membrane-specific heparan sulfate proteoglycan core protein-like. The transcript is spliced from 8 exons. Gene Ontology annotation, biological process: synapse organization. NCBI's taxonomy places the organism in Eukaryota, Metazoa, Arthropoda, Insecta, Hymenoptera, Cynipidae. The coding region runs from base 139 to 1095 and encodes 318 amino acids. The record is from RefSeq and is a predicted model, not a curated record. Gene Ontology annotation, cellular component: neuron projection membrane.